Molecule: messenger RNA, 1678 nt
Organism: Cavia porcellus (domestic guinea pig)
Lineage: Eukaryota; Metazoa; Chordata; Mammalia; Rodentia; Caviidae
Gene: Fbxl8
Product: F-box and leucine rich repeat protein 8
Exons: 3
Coding region: 197-1312 (371 amino acids)
Biological process (GO): SCF-dependent proteasomal ubiquitin-dependent protein catabolic process
Cellular component (GO): SCF ubiquitin ligase complex
Molecular function (GO): protein binding
Source: RefSeq, a predicted model, not a curated record
CGUCCGCCCCCAUGUCCCGCCUUCCCGGCUCCCGGCAGCUCCAGCCCUCUCCUCUGCCUCCGUGGCUAAUCCUUUGCCUCUGAGCGGAGCUCAUCCGGCCCGCUAAGCAGCUCCAGCGCUCCCUUCCUGAGCCCAAGGAUGCCUUCUCUCUCCAGGCCUGAUCUGCGGGAGCGGCGGCAAAACCCCCAGCCACAACAUGGCAGAAAAACUGCCAGAGGAGGUAUUGGCACUCAUCUUUCGCCACCUGCCCCUCAGGGACCGUGCCACUGCUGCCAGGGUCUGCAAGGCUUGGGCUGCUGCUGCCACCAGUAGUGCUGUAUGGUAUGACACCACCAUCAGCUGCGACUAUGAGCAGGAAGGCAUGUUUCCACUGUAUCUGUGCAACUGUCUGGACUACAUUCACAAUCUACGGCUGAAAUACGAACCGUCAAAGAAGACAAGUCGCAGGUCUGCCACUGAGCUGCUGACAGCACUGGCGAGCCAUGCCACAAGGCUUCAAGGCCUGCGCCUGGAGUGCUGCGGUGAGAAACCGCUGUUUGACUCGGGCCGCGACGUCCUGGACGCUGUACAGACUGUCUGCAGGAACGCCUGCAAGCUGCACCACCUUGACCUGCGGCGCUUGCCCUUCACACUGGAUGAUGAGUUGGUGCUACAGGUGGCACGUGGCUGCCCAGAGCUGCGAAGCAUUUUCUUGGACAAUCAUACACUGGUGGACAGUGUGAGGCCCAGCGCAGUACUCGAGCUGCUGGAGGCCUGCCCACACCUGCGUGCCCUUGGCCUGCACCUAGCCAGUCUAUCGGCCUCUGUACUCCAGGUGCUAGCUGCGCCGGAUCGUGCGCCUUUCAAGCUCCUGGCUCUUCGGUGCUCGUGCCGUGAUGAUGCACACGCAUCCCCUGUGCCCGAUGAAUCCUGGGCAGCAUUACGCUGCCGCCACCCAGGGCUGGCAGUGGAGCUGGAGCUUGAGCCCGUGAUGCCUGCCGAGAGUGUGACCCGUAUCCUGCAGCCAGCAGUACCUGUGGCUGCAUUGCGUCUUGACCUCUCAGGAGACACAGUUGAUUCGGUGUACUUCGCCGCACACCACUACGCUGCGACCCUGCGUGUGCUGGAGGUGCGUGCUUCUGCCUCACCCAAGCUGGACGCAGCACUGCAGGAGUUGGCAGCACGCUGCUCUGGCCUGCACGAGAUACACUGUUUCUGCGUAGUGAAACCCUCAGUGCUUGCAGCCUUCCGAGCACACUGCCCGCGCCUGCGCAGCUACACGCUCAAACUAAAGCGCGAGCCACAUCCCUGGCUGCCCACACUCGUGCAGUGAUUGGUCAACUCCCCAUCCCCACCCUGCAGAGCUGAGGUCCCUGAGAUGCAGGAAGGAGUUUUCUGGGUGCUCUCCAACUAACUGCAGGCCCUUCGGAAUUCCGAUUAUCUUCUGUGCCUCUCGGGCACUGGGACUGAGACUGAGACCUGCUGGCUGGUGUCCGAUCUAGUCUGUGAUGCCGAGUCCAUGCCAUGCUGUCAGCCUCUGCAGAUGCCAACUCUGUCGUGGUGGUUUUGGGCUUCACCCCAUUCCUCUGCACACUCCGCCCCAGUUCUGCAGCCUGUCGUGGGAGGAAGGUGGCCAUGGGCGUUGGCUGGGCCAUGGGGCUUUAGGGGUGAGUGUGAAAUAAACAGACCUUGUAGUAUU